AUGGAGAAGCAAGGGCUGUCGCAGCCGCUGCUGCGCGGCGUGGACGACACGGCCCAGGCGCGGCAGGCGUGGGGGCCGGCCAGCCUGGAUGACCUCGAGGCGGCGGCGGCGCUGCAGCCCAACCCCUCGCUCGCGUCCUCCGCCGUGUGGGCCGCCGUGCAGGAGGUGUUUGAGGAGCCCGCCACGCAGUUCCCGCAGAGCUCGCUGUGGGAUACGACAAUGAACCUGACCAACUCCAUCCUGGGGGCCGGCCUGCUGGCGCUGCCGCACGCCUUUGCCGGGCUGGGCGUGGCGGGCGGCGUGGCGCUGAUCGCCGCCGUGGGCGUCAUGACGCAUGCCAGCAUCGUGCUGAUGCUGAGGUGGGCGGGGGGGCCUACAGAGCGCACCGGCAAGCUGACCUACUGCGCGGUGAUGGAGCAUGAGUGGGGGCGGUGGGCGGGCGCCGCCGUGCGCUUCUCCAUCAUCGUCGGCAGCGCCGGCUUCCUCGUCCUGUACCUCAUCGUACUGGCAGACCUGCUCGUGGGCACGGAGCAGUACAGCGGCAUCAUCCCCGACCUCUGGCCGCAGCUGCCCGACCCGCUGCCCUGGUACCUGCAGCGUACCGCCAUGCUCACAUGGGUGACCCUCAUAGUGGCCCCCUCCUUGUGGCCCAAGACGCUAGGGGAUGUGGCUCCCAUCAGCGUCAUGAAGAUCUGCUGCACCUUGAUGUGUGUGGUGGCUCUGGUGGUGCUGUGUGUGGCGCUGGCGAUACAGGGCCACCUGCCGCAGGUGCGCUGGCUGCCCGACCCCGCCUUCUUUGGGGACGGCUCCUGGGAGCGGCUCAAAAACGUGCUGGCCACCAUUCCCGUCAUCAUGACGGCGUGA
Messenger RNA from Chlorella variabilis, 864 nucleotides. RefSeq lists its product as hypothetical. Gene Ontology annotation, molecular function: amino acid transmembrane transporter activity. Gene Ontology annotation, biological process: amino acid transmembrane transport. NCBI's taxonomy places the organism in Eukaryota, Viridiplantae, Chlorophyta, Trebouxiophyceae, Chlorellales, Chlorellaceae. The record is from RefSeq and is a predicted model, not a curated record. The coding region runs from base 1 to 864 and encodes 287 amino acids. The transcript has 6 exons.